Messenger RNA from Rhincodon typus (whale shark), 837 nucleotides. It is a transcript of the gene dpf1, whose product is annotated as double PHD fingers 1. The record is from RefSeq and is a predicted model, not a curated record. Gene Ontology annotation, cellular component: nucleus. Bases 70 to 837 code for a protein of 255 amino acids. The transcript is spliced from 8 exons. Lineage: Eukaryota; Metazoa; Chordata; Chondrichthyes; Orectolobiformes; Rhincodontidae.
GAGGAUUUCUACCGCGAGGCCAUCGAGCACUGCCGCAGCUACAAUGCGCGGCUGUGCGCCGAACGCAGCAUGCGGCUGCCAUUCCUGGAUUCCCAGACUGGAGUCGCACAAAACAACUGUUACAUCUGGAUGGAGAAGACACACAGAGGCCCAGGAUUGGCCCCGGGACAGUUGUACACCUACCCAGCUCGAUGCUGGCGGAAGAAGAGACGCCUAAAUAUCCUGGAAGACCCAAGGCUAAGACCGUGUGAAAUUAAACUUGAUACUGAGGUGGCUCUGAAGAAGGAGGGUCUGCUGCCUGAGGGCCCGGCCUUGGAAGCCCUGCUGUGCGCGGAUGCGGCAGAGAAGAAGGCGGAGAUGAAAGACGAGGAGAGCAUCAGCGAAUGCCAGAGGAUUUUAGCGAGUGACUUCCCUCACGAGAUUGAGGCUGAUGACCUGGAGGAAGACACGCCAAAGCGGAAAAAUAAAACCAAAGGAAGGACCUGUGGCAUUGGAGGGAUGCGCAAGAGGCAAGAGCCGACAUCGUUGGAGGAUCGAGACAAGCCGUACGUCUGCGAUAUCUGUGGUAAACGGUACAAGAACAGACCAGGCCUGAGCUACCACUACACUCACACCCACCUGGCGGAGGAGGAGGGCGAGGAUGAGCUGGAGCGACACACUCUGCCCUUCCAUCGAAAGAACAACCACAAACCUAGGAAAGCUCCCGAUGGGACCAUCAUUCCGAACACCUAUUGCGAUUUCUGCCUGGGCGGGAUUUCUGGAAAUAAGAAGACCGGGUGUCCCGAGGAUCUAAUGUCCUGUGCAGAUUGUGGACGCUCAGGACCUUGCUGCUUAUAG